UCCGCUGGGCGCUGCCUCUUCACUGGGGUUAUCUCUGCUCCGAUGGCCGAGGUUCGGAGGUUCACCAAGCGGCUCAGUAAGCCGGGCACAGCCGCCGAGCUGCGCCAGAGCGCUUCCGAGGCUGUUCGCAACUCGCUGUUGGCGGAGAAAACAAAAAUCAUCGAGCCAUUGGAUUACGAGAAUGUCAUUGUACAACGGAAAGCGCAGAUUCAAAGUGAUCCUCUGCGGGAUCUUCUACAGUUCCCUUUGGACGAGGUCUCGAUCUCUACAAUUCCACGACAGAGGAGAACCAUCCAGUCUACGUUGCCUUCAGAUGCUGAAAAACUAGCACAAAGCCUGCUGGUCAAAGAGUGCAUCAAGACAUAUAAUUCGGACUGGCUGCUGGUAAACUACAAAUGUGAAGGCUAUGCAGGGGAUUUCAGAUCACUGCCAAGCAAGGGGCAUCAGCCAGACAAGUUGCCCAUGCAGCUUUAUGAAGUUGAUGAAGAUGUGGAUAAAGAUGAGGAUGCUGCGUCGAUUUGCUCACAGAAAGGAGGAAAUAUUAAGGAAGGCUGGCUGUACAAAGCCAACAUGAACAGCACUAUCAGUGUUACAAUGAGGGUGUUCAAGAGGCGAUUCUGUUACCUGACUCAACUUUCAGAUGGCUCAUACAUCCUCUAUUUUUGUAAAGACGAGAAGGUCUGUAAGGAGUCCAAAGGAUCCAUAUUCUUGGACUCUUGCAUCGAUGUUGUGCAGUGUUCGAAGAUGCGCCGCUAUGGCUUUGAACUCCGAAUGCAGGAGAAAUGUAGCUGUCACCUAGCAGCUGAGAGUGAGCAGGAGAUGGAAGAAUGGAUAACAACCCUGCGAAAGAUCAUUCAGAGUAAUGUUGACAGCGUGUUGUCCGAGAGACGGAAUGGUGAACCCUCUGAGGCAGGACUAGAUGAGGAGUCCUUUGGCCAUGGGAAGUCUGAAAGCAUGAUGGAAAGUUUAGAGAAAAGUAUGCAUCCCGAGUUGAUGAAGUAUGCCCGAGAAUCGGAUUACCUUAACAAGCUCAGCAGGAAUGAAGGCCGGUGUAAACUGUUUGCGAUGGAUCCAGAAGCACAGAAGCUGGAUUUUUCAGGAAUUGAGCCAGACGUGAGGCCCUUUGAGGAGAAGUUUGGCAAGCGCUUUAUGGUAAAAUGCCAUGACUUGACUUUUGCUCUUCAAGGCUGUGUGAAUGAGCAGGCAGAUGGCACGCCGACAAACGUUGAACCUUUCUUUGUGACCCUCGCACUGUUUGAUGCAAAGAAUAAUUGCAAGAUCUCUGAAGAUUUCCACGUGGACUUGAACCCCCCGGCUGUUCGGCAGAUGUUGCUGGGAAGUGUCGAGGGCGGAGCUGAAAAUGGGGCAACUGCUGCAAAUUCUCCGAUGGGUAACGACGAUCGUGUUAAAGGAGUGGCUGAGAGGCUUCUUCGCUAUCCAAAACAGGGGAUCUUUUCAGUGACCGCCCCUCAUCCGGAUAUCUUUCUAGUCGCACGAGUGGAGAAAGUGCUACAAGGAGGGAUUGCCCAGUGUGCUGAACCAUAUAUCAAGAGUUCAGAUGCAAACAAGGCUGCUCAGAAAGUCCUUAAAGCUGCCAAGCAAAUCUGCAGCCGGCUUGGAGGAUACAAAAUGGCCUUUGCUUGGGCUGCGAGACCUGUGUUUAAAGACACCGAAGGCUUGUUCGAUACAAGUGGGAAGUUCUCGCCCUUUUACAAGCAGGACAGCAACAAGCUAUCAAAUGAAGACCUUUUGAAAAUGCUGAAUGAUCUCAGAAAGACAGAGAAGAUGUCGAAACUUCAGGUGAUUCCAGGGAAUUUCGACGUCACCAUCGAGUGUGUUCCUCCUGAUAUUUCUAAUUGUGUGACAUCAUCCUACAUGCCUGUGAAACCAUUCGAGGAGAGCAGCUGCAGCUGUGUGUCCUUCGAAGUGGAAGAAUUUGUGCCCAAUAUCGCAAAAUAUAUGUACCCCUUCACAGGCUUCAAGAACCACCUAUACGUUUACCCCAUUCAGCUCAAGUAUGACAACCAGAAGACUUUUGCGAAGGCAAGAAACAUUGCAGUCUAUGUCGAGGUCAGGGACUCUGAUGGAGAUAAAUCGCGGCCAUUGAAGUGUAUCUACGGAAAACCGGGUGACCAUGUGUUCACAACCAAAGCUUGUGCGACAGUUUUGCACCAUCAGCAGUGCCCUGAGUUCUACAAUGAGAUUAAAAUCGAGCUGCCUGUACAUCUCCAUGAGAAGCAUCACCUCCUGUUCACAUUUUACCACAUCAGCUGUGACAUAAAUACCAAAGGCACAACGAAGAAACGGGAAAUUAUUGAGUCGCAGGUUGGUUAUGCUUGGCAGCCAUUAAUAAAAGAUGGAAGAGUGGUGACAUCUGAGCAACAUUUGUCCGUGUCGUCUAAUCUUCCUCCUGGAUACCUGGGCCAUCAUGAUCCAGACAACAAGAAGCACGCAAUUCCUGAUAUUAAAUGGGUAGAUGGAGGAAAACCUUUAUUGAAAGUUAAAAAUCAUUUGGUGUCCACCAUUUACACAGAGGACCAGUACUUGCACAGUUUCUUCCACCAUUGUCAAACAAGCCAAUCGGCAUCACAGGAGAUCGCAGGUGACCUUGUGAAAUACCUGAAGUGUUUGCACGCCAUGGACACAUGUGUGAUGGUCAACUUCCUGCCAACAAUCCUUAACCAGCUGCUCAAAAUACUUAGCAAAACCAGCCAGAGCGACGUUGCAGUCAAUUCCACCAGAGUAAUCAUGUAUAUCGUGUCCAGAUGUCAUGAGGAGGGACUGGAGCACUAUUUGCGAUCAUACAUCAAGUACGUUUUCAGGACAGGCCAAUACAUGACCUCCGAAAACAAGACAACACACGAGGAGCUGGCUCGGUCACUCAUCGUCAUCCUGAAACAAUCGGCAGAUUUUCUCACCAUCAAUAAACUGCUGAAGCAUUCAUGGUUUUUCUUUGAACUGUUGAUCAAGUCAAUGGCCCAGUUCCUGAUUGAGAAGAACAAGCUGAAGCUCCCUAGGACACAGAGAUUCCCAGAAAGCUUCCAGCACACUGUGCACUCCCUUCUCCUUGCAAUAAUUCCUCACGUCAACCUGAGGUACUCGGAGAUUCCAGAGGAAUCCAGGAGCGUGAACAUCAGCUGGGCUCAUUUCAUGAAGCGGAGCUUAACACUGGUGAACAGAGGGUUUAUCUUCAACUUAAUAAAUGACUACGUUAGCUGUUUCUCUCCCAAAGAUCCCAAGGCACUCACAGAAUACAAGCUGGAUUUCCUGCAUAUAGUCUGCAAUCAUGAGCACUUCAUCCCUUUGAAUUUGCCGAUGUCCUUUGCGAAGAGCAGGCUCCAGCGGAUCCAAGAUUUGCAGUUGGAGUGCACACUUACUGAAGACUUCUGCAAGAAUCACUUCCUGGUGGGCCUUCUCCUGAGGGAAUUAGCCGCGGCACUGAAUGAGUCUCGGGAUAUUCGGCAUGAAGCGAUAGCUAUUGUAAAGUGCCUGAUGAUGAAGCAUGCGUUUGAUGACCGAUACUCGCACAAGUCCCUUGAUUGUUCACAUGAGUCAGGGAGUACUUUGCCUGCUGCUGGAAGUGAUGUCGCCUUCAAUCAAAAGGACGAGUUUGAUGCUUUGUUGGCGUAUUGGAACAAAAUGUCCUCACAAGAACUACUGGAUUACCUCUCAGUUUUGGAGGUGUGUCUCCAUCAGUUCAGAUACAUGGGCAGACGACACAUUGCAAGGGUUCAAGAAGGAGCAGGCUCCAAACAAUCUGUGAGUGAGCGAAGGUCCCAGACUAUGCCCGCUAUUCGGAGCCGAACAGGAGUAAUGCACUCCCGACUUCAGCAGAUUGGCCAUGCAGACAGCUCAUUCACACUUAACCACAAUUUUGGAACAGGAGAAGCUGACAUCAGCCACCAGUCCUUGCUGGAAGGUAACUUGGCCACCGAGGUGUGUCUCACAGUUUUGGACACAGUGUCAUUCUUCAUUCAGAAUUUCAAGAACUUGCUUCAGGAAAGUGAUGGGCACAACCCUCUGAUGAAGAAAGUAUUCGACAUUCUUCUCUUGCUGACUAACGGUCAAUCGGAAACGGCCAUGAAGCAUGCGUUUGCAUCUUUACGAGCUUUCAUCAGCAAGUUCCCAGUGACAUUUUUUAAAGGGCGCGACAGUAUCUGCUCCACUUUCUGCUAUGAGAUCCUGAAAGGUUGCACCUCCAAGCUGAGCUCCACUCGAAGCGAGGCCUCUGCCCUCCUCUACUUGCUGAUGAGGAACAACUUUGAGUACACCAAGAAGAGGACCUUUCUGAGGACACACCUUCAGAUUAUAAUCGCAGUGAGCCGCUUGAUAGCUGAUGUGAUUCUAACCGGAGAGUCCAGGUUCCAGGAUGCUCUCUCCAUCAUCAAUAACUUUGCCAAUAGUGACAAGGCUCUGAAGUCAACUGCGUUCCCGGGUGAGGUGAAAGAUCUGACAAAGAGAAUUCGCACAGUACUUAUGGCCACUGCUCAGAUGAAGGAGCACGAGAAGGACCCUGAGAUGUUGGUGGACCUUCAGUACAGUUUAGCCAAGUCCUAUGCCAGCACGCCUGAGCUCAGAAAGACCUGGCUUGGCAGCAUGGCAAAAAUCCAUUUGAAAAAUGGUGACUUGUCUGAGGCAGUGAUGUGUUAUGUUCAUGUGGCCGCUUUGAUUGCAGAAUACCUCUACAGGAAGAAAUUGUUUCCGAAAGGCUGCACAGCUUUCAAAGCAAUCACUCCUAACAUUGAGGAAGAAGCAGCAAUGAAAGAGGACGCUGGAAUGCAGGAUGUCCACUAUACUGAGGAUGUGCUGGUGGAAUUAUUGGAGAAGUGUGCAGACGGACUGUGGAACGCUGAGCGCUAUGAGUUAAUGGCAGUGAUUUACAAGUUCAUCAUUCCUAUCUAUGAAAAACGGAGGGACUUUGAGAAACUUGCUUUCAUUUAUAACACACUGAAUGAAGCUUAUAAGAAAAUAAUUCAUGUCCUUCACACGGGGCGAAGACUGCUGGGAACAUUUUUCCGUGUUGCUUUUUACGGUCAGAGCUUCUUUGAAGAGGAAGAUGGAAAAGAAUACAUCUACAAGGAACCCAAGCUAACCAGGCUGUCUGAAAUAUCGGAAAGACUCCUUAAACUUUACGGUGACAAGUUUGGAGCUGAGAAUGUGAAAAUCCUCCAGGAUUCGAACAAGGUAAAUGCAAAAAACCUGGACCAGAAAUUUGCAUAUAUUCAGGUAACUUUUGUCAGCCCUUAUUUUGAUGAGAAAGAGCUGUCAGAGAGGAAAACCUAUUUCGAGAGGAACCACAACAUCACGCGAUUUGUCUUUGAGACUCCAUACACAUUAUCUGGGAAGAAGCAAGGAGGUGUUGAGGAGCAAUGCAAAAGGCGAACAAUUCUAACAACAAUGCACUCCUUCCCGUACGUGAAGAAGAGGAUUGCGGUUAUGUACGAGCACCAGGUCGAACUGAAGCCCAUUGACGUUGCCAUCGACGAGAUGAACGAUCGCACGACCGAGUUGCGAAAGCUGUGCAUGUCGAAUGGCCUCGACAUGAUCCAACUACAGCUCAAACUCCAAGGCUGCGUUUCUGUACAGGUGAAUGCAGGACCAUUGGCCUAUGCAAGAGCAUUCCUGGAUGACAGUAAAUCAAGUAAGCUGCCAACUAAGAAAGUGAAACAGUUGAAGGAGAUAUUUCGGGAGUUUGUUUCAGCCUGCAGCCUGGCUCUGGAUUUGAAUGAGAGGCUGAUCAAGGAGGAUCAGGUGGAGUAUCACGAAGGGUUAAAGGCAAACUUCAAAGACAUGGUGAAGAAAUUAUCAGAAAUCACCAAUGAACAGGUUUUGACAGAAGAUGACUUGAAGUGCCAACUGAGGAGCUCUCUGCAUGUUUUCAGCGCCAUUAGUGGCACGGCUAGUGGUCCUUCUGCCUUUCCUGCGUCACUUUGACACACCAUACUGUGGGGGGAGGGCAACGGGAGCUAGGUGAGGGUGUGGGGAAGGGCACAUGACUGUUCAUUGGUUCUCAGGAAGGUCUCUCCAGCCCUGGGGAAUGAGGGGAGAAACUGUAAUCUCUGGCUGACGGAUGUUGUAAAGCAGGAGAAUGAGUUCUAUCCAGUCACAGCGAGAUGGCUGAUUCCAGUGAUGGCUCAACCCUCUUCCAGAGUGAGCUCAACCUCUCAGAAACAUUUGGAGAAGGGUGUUCAUCUGGCAACAAAGCUUGCUUGGCAGUGCAACUCCUGCAUUCCAAUCAGUAUUACUAUGAUCAGCUUGGCUGCCUGCCUAGAACAUUUGAUACACCGUUUCCUAAAUUUGAUAAACAUUGAAUGAUUUGAAAAGCCAAGUCUUGUGUUAAAACUGUGCUUCCACAUUGCAAAUCCUUCACCACCUGUACAAUAUGUAUGUGUAUAAAAAAGGAACCGUUCGUUGUGGCUCUGUGCAUUGUCAUCUCAAAGUGUUGUAAAUUUAAAUUGUAACGACAAGUAGCGUUCCACCGCGACUGCUUGUGUACAAAAGAUAUCCUUAAAUAUACAGGACUUUUUUAAAAAGUU
This is a messenger RNA of Rhincodon typus (whale shark), 6536 nucleotides long. RefSeq names its product dedicator of cytokinesis 11 (gene dock11). NCBI's taxonomy places the organism in Eukaryota, Metazoa, Chordata, Chondrichthyes, Orectolobiformes, Rhincodontidae. Gene Ontology annotation, biological process: positive regulation of GTPase activity; positive regulation of filopodium assembly; small GTPase-mediated signal transduction. Gene Ontology annotation, molecular function: guanyl-nucleotide exchange factor activity. The coding region runs from base 43 to 5934 and encodes 1963 amino acids. The record is from RefSeq and is a predicted model, not a curated record. The transcript is spliced from 50 exons.